Molecule: messenger RNA, 1356 nt
Organism: Xenia sp. Carnegie-2017
Lineage: Eukaryota; Metazoa; Cnidaria; Anthozoa; Malacalcyonacea; Xeniidae
Exons: 2
Coding region: 118-1356 (412 amino acids)
Source: RefSeq, a predicted model, not a curated record
UGAAAUUUGAUAUUUUUUACAUUUUAAACAGGACGUUUCCGAAGAGGCUGUCGUUUGUGUCCAUGACGAAGAUUUCAGUGACAGAAGUUCAAUGAGCGAAAGUGAUGAAGGGUGUGAAUGAAUCUGCUUGAAUACCUACGUUUCUCAAUGCUCUUACGCUUUUUUCCCUACUAUUUGUAUAGAGUUUUUGAUGGAUACUACAAGGAAAAUCUAUCACUUCCGCAAUUUAAGAGUGGUAAAGAAGGCCUCUCGCCAGAAGAGAGAGUCAAAGUUUUACUUGUACCCCAUCCUCCUGAGCGAGUAUGUAAGAUUACACCCACCAAUGUAUCAAAUAACGUUACAUUCUUGAUUGACGCCUCUGAAUUUAAAGAAUGGGAUGAUUGGAAAUGUGACGAUAUGGGUGCUUGGAAAAACAAUGGGGUGAAAAAGACUCGAUUUUGUAUUUCUGAGGGAAGGAUAAGCGAAGUAGGUCAAUGUAAAACCAAGAAAAAUGAAGGUUUCUAUACAUUGGUGAGAAUGUAUUACAAAAGCAAGACAUCUCCUGACAUCAAGAAGUACGUGGCAUAUCUAGAAGAAAAUAAAGCAUUAUUAAUGGUUCAGUAUAUCUUCGAUGGAGAAGAACACGAAAUUACGCCCAGUCCUCAUGGUAACUCCCGGCAGAAACAAGCAGGUGGAUAUAUUCGCACAAAACCAAGCAUAUUAAAAAGAGUAAAAGAAGUUGCUGAAACAUCUGGACCUAGAGGAACCUAUCAUCGUGUGAGCGAAGAAAGUGGUGGUUACUUAGGUGCCAGUGCAGCAAGUGACCUUCCCAGAAACAGAACGCAAGCCAAAAAUUGCCGAGCCAAAACAAAGCAAAUCACGAGUAUUAAAAAAGUUGACUCUCUUGCUGUUCUUCUCCUGGAGUGCAAGAGGCAGCAAAAAAGCCAAGGAAAAGAUCCCUUUAUUCGUGACGUAUCAGCUGCUCCUGAACUCAGAUGUGUUCUGUGUUACGAUUGGCAACUUAAUGAGAUCGAGCAAUUCUGCACUGAUCCUCAAAACUUUUUAAUAUUUUCUGCAGAUCCCACAUUCAAUCUAGGAAACUUCAAUUUAACUGUUACGACGUAUCGCAAUUUGAAAGUUGUAACAAGAAGAGAAGGUCAUCAUCCUUUAAUAAUAGGACCUCUUCUAAUUAGCCAAACCAAAACAACCGAAUUGUAUUAUUACUUCUUUGGGAAAUUGACUUCCCUUAAUAAAAACAUAAAAAAACGUUCUUGCCAUUGGGACAGAUGGGGAAGAGGCUUUGAUCAGCGCGAUGAUGAACAGUAUGUGCUAUGCAAUUCACUUACGAUGCUUUGGGCACUUCCGCGAAAACUGUAA